This is a messenger RNA of Vicia villosa (hairy vetch), 867 nucleotides long. RefSeq lists its product as uncharacterized. The transcript is spliced from 2 exons. Lineage: Eukaryota; Viridiplantae; Streptophyta; Magnoliopsida; Fabales; Fabaceae. The record is from RefSeq and is a predicted model, not a curated record. Bases 1 to 867 code for a protein of 288 amino acids.
AUGGCUAGCUGCUGGAGAAAAAACCAAGGGAUCAGUAAUCGCCAAGGGGGUAACAGGAGAUCUUCAUCUUAUUACGGAAAACCACCUUUGGAUAAUAGGUUUUCAACAGUACCUUUAUGGGAAAAGAAGUUUUGUACUACUGUUGGUGCAGUUCCAUGGGGAAGGCUGUUAGAAGGCAAGAGGUAUAUGGAGUCGCAUUCCGAUGUGAUGAAGUGGGAUGACUCUGCCGCCAAACAGGCUUUCCACGAUGCAAAAAACAGGUUUUGGGCUGACAUCAACGGCUUUCACUGCGACAUUCCGUUGCCUGAUCCAGACAUGUACAUUGACGAAGUAGAUUGGGAUGCAUGUGUUGAUCAAGAACUCUAUUUGGAUUUGGAUAGAGAAGAAGAGGCCAGAGAUAAAAUAAUAGAAAAGAGCCAGGAGGAGACUGUGAUUGUCGACAAUUAUCUUGGUAAUUGGGAACUCACACCUACUGGAUGGGGGGACGAGGAGGAAGAAGUAACAAAACCUCAAGAACCAAGUUAUGGUGCUGAGGGAUGGAGAUCAAGCAACCAUGAAAACCAAGAAAAUAAUGAAACAAACUCUUGGGAACAGAAUGAUUUUCAAAGGUGGAUUCCAAAGGAACAGUAUGGUGGCGAGCUGCAUGAAAAAUAUCAAGCACCAAAUGUCGAGAACAAAAAUUGGGGAGGAUAUAACAAAAAGAGAGAGAAUAACAUAUCAUGGUCUAAGAACCAAGCAUAUCAGCAUUGUAACAAUGAUUAUAAGUUGAAAAAAGGAAGAGGAUAUGGAGGAAGAGGAGGAGGAGGUAGAGAAAGAAAGGGAAACUAUACUUAUGUAGCCAAGGUAGCUACUCCCAAUUCACGGUAA